GGUUCCCGCAUAAGGUUUUAGCGGUUCCAUCUCCGUCCCAACUCCAACCCUAACCCUAACCCUAUCUAUUUCGUCCCGAGAAAAGGGGCGGAGAGAUAAAAAUCUAGGGUUUCCUAAGCUCCUUAGGGUUUCGAUUCGAUAUGGCGCCGGUUCUCUGCAGGGGCUUGGGGGCGUCCUCUGCGUCGGCUUUUGUUCCUUCGUCUUCUCGAUUGGCUUCAAAUGCUCGUAGAGGAGUGGGGUUGCGGAGCUGGGUUUUGCCCCAUUCUUCGGUUCCUAGAGGUGCGUUUCAUCCUGUGGGUUUGAGAUGGAAGGUGGAGAAGAGGGAGAGGCGAAUGGUGGUGAGGUGCGACGCGGCGGUGGCGGAGAAAGAGGCCGACGAGGCUUCUGGGGAGAAGUUCGAGUACCAGGCUGAGGUUAGCCGCCUAUUGGAUUUGAUUGUCCAUAGUUUGUACAGCCACAAGGAAGUGUUUCUCCGCGAACUUGUGAGUAACGCAAGUGAUGCACUUGAUAAGCUGAGAUUUUUGAGUGUUACGGAUCCCUCUCUACUUGCUGAUGGUGGUGAACUGGAGAUUCGCAUAAAGCCUGAUCCAGACAAUGGAACCAUUACUAUCACUGAUACUGGCAUUGGAAUGACCAAAGAAGAGCUGAUUGAUUGCCUCGGGACUAUUGCUCAGAGUGGUACCUCUAAAUUUUUGAAUGCUCUCAAGGAGAACAAAGAUGUUGGUGCAGAUAAUGGUCUUAUCGGUCAGUUUGGUGUUGGUUUCUACUCAGCUUUUCUUGUUUCAGAGAAGGUUGUGGUGUCAACUAAGAGUCCAAAAUCAGAUAAGCAAUACGUAUGGGAAGCUGUAGCUGACAGUAGCUCUUAUGUCAUUAAAGAAGAGACUGAUCCUGAGAAAAUGCUAAAACGUGGAACUCAGAUUACCCUCUUCUUAAGGCCUGAUGAUAAGUUUGAGUUUGCGGAACCCACAAGAAUCCAAGAAUUGGUGAAGAACUACUCUCAGUUUGUAUCCUUCCCUAUAUACACAUGGCAGGAGAAAUCAAGAACAGUGGAGGUUGAAGAGGAGGAAUCACCGAAAGAAGGUGAAGAGGCAAAAGCAGAGGGUGAAACGAAGAAGAAAAAGAAAACCGUCACUGAGAAGUACUGGGACUGGGAAUUGGCCAACGAAACAAAGCCUAUAUGGAUGCGAAACCCGAAAGAAGUUGAGAAAGAAGAAUACAAUGAAUUUUAUAAGAAGACCUUCAAUGAGUUCUUGGAUCCUCUUGCAUACACUCAUUUCACCACAGAAGGUGAGGUUGAAUUUAGGAGCGUUCUUUACAUUCCAGGAAUGGCGCCUCUUAACAAUGAGGACAUUGUGAAUCCCAAGACAAAGAACAUUCGCUUGUAUGUCAAACGGGUGUUCAUCUCUGAUGACUUCGAUGGCGAGCUGUUUCCUCGGUACUUGAGCUUUGUGAAGGGUGUUGUGGACUCGAAUGAUCUUCCUCUCAAUGUUUCUCGUGAAAUUCUUCAAGAGAGUAGAAUUGUAAGAAUUAUGAGGAAAAGACUUGUUAGGAAGACGUUUGAUAUGAUUCAAGAGAUUGCUGAAAAGGAUGACAAGGAGGAUUACAAGAAAUUCUGGGAGAACUUUGGGAAGCUUAUCAAACUAGGUUGUAUUGAGGACUCUGGAAAUCACAAACGCCUUGCUCCUCUAUUGCGUUUCUACUCCUCGAAAAGUGAGGAGGAUUUGAUCAGUUUGGAUCAGUAUGUAGAGAACAUGGGUGAGAACCAAAAGGCCAUCUAUUACUUGGCCACUGACAGCCUGAAGAGUGCCAAAACUGCUCCGUUUUUAGAAAAGCUGGUCCAAAAAGAUAUUGAGGUUCUCUACCUCGUGGAGCCAAUUGACGAGGUUGCUAUUCAGAACUUGCAAACCUACAAAGAGAAGAAGUUUGUCGAUAUUAGCAAGGAAGAUCUUGAAUUGGGUGAUGAGGAUGAGGUGAAAGAGAGAGAAAACAAGCAGGAGUACAAUGUGCUGUGUGAUUGGAUAAAGCAGCAAUUGGGAGAUAAAGUAGCGAAAGUCCAGGUCUCUAAGCGGCUCAGCUCUUCACCUUGUGUUCUUGUUUCUGGGAAGUUUGGAUGGUCAGCAAACAUGGAAAGGCUGAUGAAAGCACAGACUCUUGGUGAUACAUCUAGCUUGGAGUUCAUGAGGGGAAGAAGAAUAUUGGAAAUCAAUCCAGAUCAUCCUAUCAUCAAGGACUUGAAUGCUGCGUGCAAGAACGAACCCGAUAGUGCUGAAGCUAAAAGAGCUGUCGACUUGUUGUACGACACAGCCUUGAUCUCCAGUGGAUAUACUCCUGAUAGUCCAGCUGAAUUGGGUGGUAAGAUUUACGAGAUGAUGGCGAUCGCCCUCGGUGGAAGAUGGGGGAGAUCGGAUUCCGAGAACGCUGAAUCCAAGGAUGCUGAAGAAACUGCGGUGGAAUCUACGAGUGAAGAAGCGGAGGUGAUCGAGCCCUCGGAAGUCAGAGCUGAAAGUGAUCCAUGGAAGGACUAGUGUCUCUUUUUCUUUUUUUGUUGUUUUUUCUUUGGUAGAGAAUAAUAUAUUUGAGGGUGUGAGGCAAUGAUUAUAGGCAGAUGGAGCUGGGAAAAUGAUUAAAACUGUGAAAUACAAAGUGGCCUUUGCUCAACUAAUUUUGGUGGGCUUAAUUAGGUAAUUGAUAGGGAACGAAGUAAUUCAUUAUUAUGGAACUGUAUUUUUGUCUUGUGCAGUUCUAUUGGGAUGAGUUUGAGUAAAUUGCUUAUUUUCCCUACUUUCGAGAA
Messenger RNA from Ananas comosus (pineapple), 2791 nucleotides. RefSeq names its product heat shock protein 90-5, chloroplastic-like. The record is from RefSeq and is a predicted model, not a curated record. Gene Ontology annotation, molecular function: ATP binding; ATP hydrolysis activity; ATP-dependent protein folding chaperone. NCBI's taxonomy places the organism in Eukaryota, Viridiplantae, Streptophyta, Magnoliopsida, Poales, Bromeliaceae. Gene Ontology annotation, cellular component: plasma membrane; protein-containing complex; cytosol. The transcript has 19 exons. Bases 141 to 2525 code for a protein of 794 amino acids. Gene Ontology annotation, biological process: cellular response to heat; protein folding; protein stabilization.